Vicia villosa (hairy vetch) is the source of this 837-nucleotide messenger RNA. RefSeq lists its product as uncharacterized. The transcript is spliced from 7 exons. The coding region runs from base 1 to 837 and encodes 278 amino acids. The record is from RefSeq and is a predicted model, not a curated record. Lineage: Eukaryota; Viridiplantae; Streptophyta; Magnoliopsida; Fabales; Fabaceae.
AUGAUUCAAUAUGCUAAAGUCAAAGAAGCUUUUGGCAAAUAUUCUCUAUCUGUUACCAAUACUUACAAUGUCACCAAAGUGGCUAUUAAUGAAGACAUGGAAACAAUCAAACAAUUUGCUAAAAUGCUUACACAGGAUACUAUAGUGGCUGUCUCGGGACUUCGCAGCCAGCAGUCUCAGGGAAGGUCGCAAAACUCAUACAGUUCUCGCCAAUCACCUACCCAAAAAUUGUUGUCUAAUGUUGUUCUUCUUCCUCUUGAGCAAAUCGUUAAACUCAAAGACACUACUUUUUGUGCUACGGUUGCCACAAUUACAAAAAUCUUUGCCUCAAAAUAUGGCUGGUACUACCAGGCAUGCCAUGAAUGCCCGAACAAAGUCACUGGUGAUAAACCUCCCUACAAGUGUGUCAAGGGACAUGACACUGAAACUGCCAUUUUCAGGUAUAAAAUAGAGGUGGGUGUUCUUCAUGCUGGUACAAAAUGCAAGUUUGUUUUGUGGGACAAGGAGAGUGAAGACCUAUUGGAAGUCUCGGCUGCUCAUAUGCACGAAACCAUGUUUCAGGCUGGAAUAUUUGAUCCCCUCGAUUUUCCACUGGCACUUGACAAGCUCCUGGAUCAGGAGCUUGCCUUCAAAGUCAAGUGGCAACCAGAUUGGUCUAAUUGCUCGGUCAUCAUGUUAGUGAAAGAUAAACCUAUUGUGGAUCAACUAAAAGCUGAAUGGGUGGAUGCAACUACAGUUAAUACACAACAGCUUUCCGCCCCAGUGAACCAUAUCAAAGAGAGUGUUGAUGAGGCCGUUCCAGUUGAUGAUUCCGACAUUGUUACGGUGUGGUUUUGA